AUGAACCAAUUGGACGCAAUAGCAACUGUUGCAUACUCUGAUGAGAACAUUGUUGUCAAAAGUGUGGAAAAUAAUUGCACUCAUGACUGCAACAAGCAAAUGCAAGAAGUAUCAAUUGGCAAUAAUUGUGACUCGAUCAUUCCUUAUGACGGGUUCGAAGAAUCGAGCAACUUGUGUUCAAUGCCGUCAACGUGCUUAGAGCCAAAUGAUCCUGAAGAAGAUGUGCAAUCGCCUAUUCUUUGCAAAUCAGUAUCAAGUCGAAGCCCAUUAACAUGUAGCGAGAAGAAACAACGAGCGCCAUCGUGGACAAUCCAUGACGUGCAAGAGUAUUACGCUAUGCUUGAGUUGCUGCAAGACACAUGCUAUGACUCAAAAGAUCGUGACAUUUGUCUUUCAAUGGACACACUUGGCCACAUGGAACAAUUGCUCAUGUUGCUUAUGCCACAACAGUCUCUUUUGUAG
Messenger RNA from Plasmopara halstedii, 462 nucleotides. RefSeq lists its product as uncharacterized. NCBI's taxonomy places the organism in Eukaryota, Oomycota, Peronosporomycetes, Peronosporales, Peronosporaceae. The transcript has a single exon. The coding region runs from base 1 to 462 and encodes 153 amino acids. The record is from RefSeq and is a predicted model, not a curated record.